Messenger RNA from Gryllus bimaculatus (two-spotted cricket), 1366 nucleotides. Lineage: Eukaryota; Metazoa; Arthropoda; Insecta; Orthoptera; Gryllidae. The record is from the annotation of a GenBank genome assembly.
UGUCAUGUGUUUACGAAACGCGCCAAAAAGCGUUGAAACCAGGUUGAAACUCACUGAGAGUUCAUGAAAGACCACUAUUCUCUUCUGUCUAACCGUAUGUCGAAUACGUCUCCUACGAUCUCUGGUCUGUCUCGUAAACCUGCAAGUGCUCGAGACUUAAGUGCGAACUGUUAUACGUUUUCUUUGUUAACGUAUCAGUGUAAAAUUCCACAAUACUGUUGAACAUCUUUCGAAGAAAAUGGGAAUUUUCUCGGUGACUGCGUUGAAGUUUUUGUUCUAGGUUGUGUUGCUAUUUAUAAUUGAAUAAUUUGCUUUUAAUUCUUCUUUCCCGACGCUGUGAUAUAUCACUAACGAUAAGGUUAUGGAUGUAAUUCUUGAAGCUUUAGAAAAAGUGGAUGUAAACGAUCCAGAAUGGACAAUUCCUGAAGAAGCAUGUGCUGCAUUUGAUCAGUAUCUGCUGGACUCCUUAAAUCCGGAAAAUGUUGCUUUUCACGAUAGACCUCCUGCAGAAAAUGAUUUUAAAGAUUCUGUGCCACGUAUUGAAAGUAAGCUUCAGUUUGUUAAAAAUUAUUUGACAAAGCUCUUCUGUAUAAAAUCCGAAAUGAAAAGCGAAGAUUUAAAAUUAAAGAAGAACACAGUUGUGUUGUUGUUAAUGUUAUGUGGAGAACAUACAAGGAAUAAACCAUGGAGCUCUGAACAUUGUCUGAAAUAUGCCGUAGACAUUUUGCAGCUUACUUAUCAACUUUGUGGUUGCUCAAAAUUGCAAGAUUUAUUAGUGCAUGAUAAAAUUGAUGAUAGUGUAAAUAGGGAUCCGCUGUUUAAACCUGUGUUACUGGCAUUGAGGCCUAAGUUAUUGAAAAACACUUGGAAGGCUUAUCCUGCUGCAGUGUCAUGCUUUUGUUGGAUUCUACCUCAUGUGAAGAGCCCUCAUUUAAGUGAUCAUAUGGAUUCUGUUUUACCAACUGCUCUUAUUUUGGUAGAUGAUUAUGAAUCAGAAAACAGACUUUUAGGAAUAAAAUGCCUUCACCAUAUUGUGGAUAAUGUGCCUCGAACGCAGUUGUGCUGGUAUGGGCAAGCAGAAGUGGUGUAUCAAGCACUGUUCCGGAUGCUUUACUUCCGUGAUGAACUGCUUGCUGCCCCUUUGCUGGAUUGUCUGAUUCUGGUUGUAGAGAAGAUAGAAAGUGGUCCUGAGGCAAAGGAUCGUGAACUGGAGUGGACGCGGCGCGACGACGUGGCGCAGCUGGUGCUGCAGCAGAUGGAGGCGGAGCAGAAGCUGGCGCUGCGGGAGGCGUACGCGCGGGCGCUGCCGCCGCUGGCGCGCGCCCUGGGCCCCGCGCUGCCCCGCUGGGCGCGGCGCCUCGCCCGC